Molecule: messenger RNA, 807 nt
Organism: Cylicocyclus nassatus
Lineage: Eukaryota; Metazoa; Nematoda; Chromadorea; Rhabditida; Strongylidae
Source: the annotation of a GenBank genome assembly
AUGGAAUAUACUACUACAAAGAGGGAAGCUUACAAAGGCGGAAUCGGUGAAAGAUUUCCCGUGACUAGACUGAAACACCAGCUUGGCAGAAGUACAGGUCCAAUGGAGAGUAUGACCAUGAACAGAGAAGCUUUUAAAGAAGGAAACGGAGAAAGAAUGCUUAUGAGGCGACCCAAGGAUCAGAUUGAAAAACAUAUGGGUGCGAUGGAAGGUGUCACCGUUAACAGAGAGGCCUAUAAUGGAGGAUUUGGAGAAAGAUUUGCUUUAACUCGGCCAAAGGAUCAGCUUGACAGGAAUACUGGUCUGAUGGAAAGCAUUACUAUCAACAGAGAAGUUUAUAAGGCAGGAAAAGGCGAGCGAUUCGCGACGGCACGACCGAAAGAUCAAUUUGAAAGAAACAUUGCUGCACUGGAGAAUAUGACUACGAACAGGGAAACUUACAAGGGAGGAAUCGGAGAAAGAUUUAUUAUGACCCGACCAAAGGACCAACUCAAUCGGAAUGCGGACGCAAUGGAUAAAAUCACCGUGAACAGCACUACUUACAAAGGAGAAAACGGAGAGAGAUUCGCUUUGAGCAAACCGAAAGAUCAGUGGGACAGAUACGCUGGUCCAUUUGAAAGCCGCACCAUUAACAGAGAAGCAUAUACGGGAGGAAACACAGAAAAAUUCAUUAUGAAGCGACCUAAGGACCAGCUUCCAAAAUACACUGACCCAUUGCUGUCUACCACAACGAACAGGGAGGCUUACAAAGGUGGCAGUGGAGACAGAUUUGCGUUGGUUAGGCCACAGGAUCAGCUUUGUAGGUAG